CCGUUUUGUGCCAUCUCCGUUAAAUUGGAAACGGAAUCGGAAAGGGAAACAAUUAUCUGAUUCUUCGUCGGUCCCCGGAGCCGAUUCACUAUUUCGACUGCGGGUAGAAGUGCUCCGCAGCGAGAGAACCCUAACAUCCAUUGAUAUUAGCUCCGGAGAAGGAGAGCUAGCUGGUCGACGGCGAACUUCUGCUCAGCAAAGAAGAGGACGCCGGCCGGAGUGAAGCAGGCAAGAUGUCUUCGACUCUGCUGGAGACGACUCGGGCGUCGCACGAGGAAGUAGAGCGGCUGGAGCGGCUGAUAGUGAAGGAGUUUCAGAACGAUCUUACUUCCAGCAAGGACCGUCUCCUGCAGAGCCACCGCGUUCGUAACAUGAUCGAUACGAUUGCCUCUACCAGUCAUAAACUGGUUGAUAUUUACGAAGAUAAGGAUCACGCUAGGAAGGACGAGAUUGCUGCCCUGGGGGGCCAGACGGCUAGUGGAACGAAUGUGUUUAGUGCAUUUUAUGAUAGACUGAAAGAGAUUCGUGAAUACCAUAGAAGGCAUCCGGCAGCCCGUGUUGUGGAUGUUGAGGAGCAGUACGAGGCACUGUUGAAAGAAGAACCUGUCAUUGAGUUUACUGGCGAGGAAGCCCAUGGGAAAUAUCUUGACUUGCAUGAACUAUACAACCAGUACAUCAAUGCAAAGUUUGGGAUGCCCCGUAGUGGUAAAAAAGAAUCCGAGGACUCGCACAUUGAGUACUCAACUUAUCUCAAUCUUUUCAGUCAACCACAGAAAAUCGACCGGAAACUCAAGUUGACCAGGCAAUACAGGGAAUACACACAGAAUCUGUUGGAGUAUUUGGUCUAUUUUUUCCAACGUACAGAACCAUUGCAAGAUCUUGAUAAAAUCUUCUCAAAGGUUGUAACUGAAUUUGAAGAGCAGUGGAAAGAUGGCAAGGUGACUGGAUGGGGUGGAGGUCAGGAUACUGGCCCUGUUCCAGCUCAAGACACGUCAAUUGAUCUUGAUUAUUACACCACAGUAGAAGAGCUGAUGCAAGUGGGUCUUGAAAAAUUGAAGGAAGCAUUGGCUUCAUUGGGAUUAAAGACUGGAGGUACUCUUCAGCAACGUGCAGAAAGACUUUUCCUCACGAAGCAUAUUCCUCUGGAAAAAUUGGAGAAGAAGCAUUUUGCCAAAGGUUCACGAGUCCCAGUACAGAAUGGAGCUGCUGCUUUGAAGGAGAACAUCAAUUCAAAGGAAGUUGCCUUGAUGGAGGCCAAAAUCAUCAAACUGUGUACCUUAUUGAGUGAGACAAUCGAAAGGACAAAAGAGAAUGUUGAGAAGAAGCAGGCUUUGACAUACGAGGAAAUGGAAUCAGAACGUCAGGAGGAGGAGAUGCAAGCAGAAAGUGAAAGUGACGAUGAUGACCAACAAAUUUACAACCCUCUCAAGUUGCCCAUGGGCUGGGAUGGAAAGCCCAUACCAUACUGGCUGUAUAAGCUUCACGGUCUCGGCCAGGAAUUUAAGUGUGAGAUCUGUGGUAACUACAGUUACUGGGGCCGUAGAGCUUAUGAGCGCCACUUCAAGGAGUUUAGGCAUCAACACGGGAUGCGUUGCCUAAACAUUCCAAACACCAAGAACUUCAACGAGAUCACAUCCAUCGAAGAAGCGAAGGAGUUAUGGAAAAGGAUUCAAGAGCGACAAGGAAUCAACAAGUGGCGUCCGGAUCUUGAAGAAGAGUACGAAGACAAGGAAGGCAACAUCUAUAACAAGAAGACCUUCACCGAUCUGCAGCGUCAGGGUUUGAUCUGAGUCUAACUAUGCCUUGCCUGUGGAAGAAACUUGGCUGUGCUGCUCUUCCUUCUAUUGUACCAACUUUUGCCUUCUCAUUGUUGUUUGUUAACCACCUCAGCCAACCAUUUUGUAAUGAUCUCUUGUUAGCUACAGCUGUAGAAUUUCUUGUGUAUUUCUGAAAUCCAAGUUUUGGUAUAAGACUUGCCUUAAAAAGAAAAGAAAAAAGUUUGGCAAGAGAUUCAAUUUUGUUCUCUUCUUUCUUCAAUUUGGUAAUAUCUACUGUCUAUGCUUAUUGUGUUCAGAAGUAGGGUGUAGGUUUGACCUAAUCUGUCCUGACUGGUUUCGACCCUGAGGGUCGGGCUAUGUUUGUUUGUGUGUAGGGUCAGUUUAAGAUCGGAUAAUCUUUUGGCCUUGUAAGGGUCCGGUGGGGUCGAGUCAACUUAGGAGAUAGAAUCACAUUUUGACCUUGUGACCCAGACGAAGAGCUUGCCUCACAGGAUUUUGGCGAUGGGCUGUGUUAUUGUUGGUGGAGUCUUGUGGCUUUCCAUUCAACAUUCACUGUUUGUCAUGUCAUCAAAAAAUUGAUGGAGUUAACGGAAUCUGACGGCUGGUAUAGAGUGAUAAAAUCAUGGUCUAUGAAACCGUAUCGGAGAUCGUACCGGAAAAGUCAGCGGUAGGGUAUUUUAUGGUAAAACCGUGGUUUAACCGUAGUUCAACCUUUAUGCCGGUAAAUACCGCCAACCGAUUUAGCCUCCAAUUCUAAUAUUUCGUAGUUGAACCGUCGGUACGGUACGGUUUCAUGGACACAGGAUAAAAUGCAUAAUAGCGA
This is a messenger RNA of Linum trigynum, 2601 nucleotides long. The record is from the annotation of a GenBank genome assembly. NCBI's taxonomy places the organism in Eukaryota, Viridiplantae, Streptophyta, Magnoliopsida, Malpighiales, Linaceae.